CUUUGCCUGUCUCAACCUGUGGGUUCCGUUGCCCGCGUUCUCGUCCGAGCCAUGGCCCUGGCCGCGCGCGCCGCCGCGCUGCGCCAGCGCAAGCCCAAGCCCUCGGCGGCGCCAGUGGAGCGCCCGGCGCCGCCGGCGCUGGUGGCGCGAGUGAAGUGCCUGAUGUCGGAGCAUGGGCAGAUGGCCAGCGAUGCCUGGCGCCGCGCUUGGACCACCAAGGGUGGGGGCAGAGGCCCCGACCCCAGCGUUUACUCGGCGGAGUUCUUGGCGAAGUUCGUUGAGGAGGUCGGAGAGAUGGCAGGCAGAGCAGCUUCCUUGGUCACGCAGGUGAAGCAGCUGCAGGGCCGCUGCUCUGCCGCAGCGGUGGCCUGGGAGCAGCACUGCCGGAGGACUGGCCAGAUGGACCCGGACCCUCGCAAGCAGAACGCCAUGCAACUGCAAGAGUUCCUGGAGUUUUGGGAGAAGGAUGGCGCGUCGAUGCCCUCCGCAGAGUUGGUGAGCCAGGUGCGGUCGCUCACCAAGACCUCGCCGGAAGCCAAGGCGAAGUGGAACCAGUGGUUCAAGCGCCAGGGCGGACAGUGGAGCCCCAACAUGCACACGCGGGAGUCGCUGGAGUCCUUCCUACGGCAGAUGGGACAAUCCUCGAGCGAAGCUGAGGAUCUCACCGGCAAGGUGGAGGAGUUUCUGGAGGAUGAGACCAACCUGCUAGCCUGGUCGGCCAUGUGCCGCAAGGAGAACAAGCCCCAUGACCCGAAGCAGUGCGAGGAGAGCUUCCUGCGCAGCUUCUUGGAGAUGUGCGAGUGUCAGCAGGAAGCCCGGCCCCUGAAGCGCCACAAAGGCGACGGAACUGCCAUGGCGCUUUGGGUGCAGAACUUGCCGCACCACGCCACUGCCGCGGACCUGGAGGACCACUUCUCCAUUUACGGCAAGGCGAUCAAUGCGCAAGUGCGCGGCUCUGAGGGCCGUUUGACUUUGGUCCCGGAGCUCACAGAGGAUGCGGUGCAACUUAUGGGGGUGAUCAUGGAGCACACACAUCGGAUCCAGGGCGAACAGGUGCUGGUGCGGGCAAUGUUGGAAAAGUCAGGAUGAGGAGCAACAGUGUUCCGGGCUACGCCGCAAGGCAAAUUCAGAUGUUUCUGCAAGAAUGCAGUAGGUAGGGGCCAUCGCUCAUGAGCUGCAACCAAGGCAUGCCCAUAGACAGUGCACAGCAA
Effrenium voratum is the source of this 1211-nucleotide messenger RNA. Lineage: Eukaryota; Dinophyceae; Suessiales; Symbiodiniaceae. The record is from the annotation of a GenBank genome assembly.